This is a messenger RNA of Puntigrus tetrazona (Sumatra barb), 834 nucleotides long. RefSeq names its product gastrula zinc finger protein XlCGF49.1-like. The coding region runs from base 156 to 692 and encodes 178 amino acids. Gene Ontology annotation, biological process: regulation of DNA-templated transcription. Lineage: Eukaryota; Metazoa; Chordata; Actinopteri; Cypriniformes; Cyprinidae. Gene Ontology annotation, molecular function: RNA polymerase II cis-regulatory region sequence-specific DNA binding; DNA-binding transcription factor activity, RNA polymerase II-specific. The record is from RefSeq and is a predicted model, not a curated record. The transcript has 2 exons.
CCGCGGUCUCCUGUUUUGUCUUGAUGCUGGGUUAACACGAACUCUAAGAAAUGUAGCAGAAACAUACAGUUAAAUACAAACCUGUAAUAUUCUCCUUUUCACAGUCAAGACUAGGUUUUGAAGCAGUAUCUUUACUGGGAUCUGCUCCUGUGAAGAUGAGGUUUGUUAAAGAGGAGAUUGAAGAGAAAACGAGUGAACCAGAAACAUGGAGAAUAAAACACGAGGAAAGAGAAGAGUUGAUUGAAGAAAAACAGAAUGACGAAUCAAGUGAAGUUGAAGAGAAAAACCGCAUCAAAACUUUCAAUAGGCCUCAGAUCAAAAAGAAAAGAAGAGCCAAGACCUCUUUCACCUGCACUCAGUGUGGAAAGAGUUUCAAGCGCAAAACAAGUCUUGAUUGUCACAUGAGAGUUCACACCGGAGAGAAACCGUUCACUUGUGAUCAGUGCGGGAAGUGCUUCACACACAAAACAAGUCUCGAACGUCACAUGAGAAUUCAUACUGGAGAAAAGCCGUUUACUUGUGACCAGUGUGGGAAGAGUUUCACGCACAAAUCGAGUAUUGAGCAUCACAUAAGAGUUCGCGCUGGAGAGAGUCCGUUCUCCUGGGACAAAUGUUGGAAGAGUUUCACGCACGUACUUGUGAUCAAUGCGGGAAGCCUUUUUCAUGCAAAGCAAGUCUUGAUCGUCACAUGAGACGUCAUACUGGAGAAAAGCCGUUUACUUGUGAUCAGUGCGGGAAGAGUUUUGCAAAAUCAGCUAACCUUAAAAUACACAUGAACAUGCACACUAGAGAGAAGCACAAAUGUGAUCGGUGUGGUAAAACGUUUCUAUGGGC